Phanerochaete carnosa HHB-10118-sp is the source of this 1715-nucleotide messenger RNA. RefSeq lists its product as uncharacterized. The annotation marks the transcript as partial. Gene Ontology annotation, molecular function: protein binding. The record is from RefSeq and is a predicted model, not a curated record. NCBI's taxonomy places the organism in Eukaryota, Fungi, Basidiomycota, Agaricomycetes, Polyporales, Phanerochaetaceae. The transcript has a single exon.
AACAGACUUGCAUGGCACCUAUUUGACUCAAAGGAUAUCAUCAGGUUGGAUAUCACAACCUGUACGUGGCAUUUUCCUUACAUCUUAAUUGUUCCUCCUUACCUCGAGUGUAUUCCCAUUAGUCUAUUCGUUUUGCGGUCCUUUCGCGGACCGAUGUGCUAAGCCAACGAUGGACAUGCUCUCCCAGCCGAGCAUCAACCAUCUACCCAUCGAACUACUCUCCUCCAUACUUGUACUCUGGUCCGUGGUUGAUGAAGAUGCUCCGUGGAUGGCGUCAUGCGUUUGCCACGAGUGGCGGCGCAUCGUCCUGGCGUGCCCGAUGGCCUGGAGCAACGUCUCGUUGAUACUCAAGGGGCCACACGAACCCACACUAGAAGAUCGUGCAUGGUGCAUCGAGGAAGAAGACGUAGAAGCUGCACUUUCACCCCGUGACAAGCGGCGUCCGCUCGACCUGUGGUUCGCGCGCAGCUGCAACGCGGACCUGGCGCUCACCAUUCUCGUGGAGCAGACGCAUCCUCACAUCGAGUUCCGCAUCGAAGAGUGCAUUCGAAUUCUGGAAUGCCACGUAAAUCGACUACGCUUCUUCUCACUACAAGUCGAGUCCGUCUAUCUCGCCGAGUCACUGUUCAGCAUACUCCCGAGGAUGGAUCUGCAUACACUUGAGCUAUGCAUUCAGGAGACGUCGCUGCCUCGCUCCUUUCGCGGCACACAUCUAAGUGCAGAAGGAUAUAGUGUGCCUGCCCUAUGGGACUCGGUAUGCGGUGCCCGCCAUAUUGAGGUCCAUGGCUGCACUCCGCCUCAACGCCGACCCGAAGAGGCGAGCAAGACACUCGCCCUACAAGUAACCGCGACUCUAGUGUCUCCUCGGCAACUUGCUUCCUUGCUGGCAGACCAUCAUAACCUGACUGUGCUCGAUGUCAGCGACAUAGAAACCAUCUCUGGAGAAGAUGCUCCGAACGGGACUGUCGUCUUGCCGUCCCUGACGCGGCUGACGGUAGAGCACAACUACAUGCGCUUCCUCACGAACGUGUUCGGGUGGCUCAGGGCUCCGGCUCUGACACACUUAGCCAUUGGGAACCUCGGGAUCAGCGAGCUUGCAUGGAAGAUGUCGCUGCUGCAACACGCCGAGACAUCGUUCGAAGCCACCGCAGAGUACGGCAAGGCCCUCGCACGGUUCGUCGGGCACUGUCCGUCUCUGGAAUCCCUGCGCAUCUCCCGCUCCGGCAUACAUGACCGCCAUCUCGCCGACGUCCUCGGCGGCGCACCCUCGCUCGGCGAGCUACGAGUCGAACAGUGUCUUGUCGGCACGCCCCUUCUGCGGGCCUUGACGGUGCCCGUGCCAGCCUCGCCUUCCAGUGCAGACAGAGACAAGCCUGUGAUCUGUCCGAACCUGCGGCGCCUCGACUUUUACAAGUGCGACUUGGUUCUCGGCGAGCAUCUCGUCGCCCUCGUGCAAAGCCGCAACCGUGCAGGCUCGCAGACACAACGCAUCACGGACGUCCACACGCUGCGUUGCCCGAACGUCUCGGUCAGGCAUGUACACGAACUUAUCCACGCACUGCAGCUACCCUUAGCCUUGAAGCACUAGCACUUUUGUAAUGUAGAUCCCAUUGUAAUCAUGCAAUAAAUGUACAUGAUAGCUAUAUAGCAAGACUUGUGGUGGGUUUUGUGACGUUGGGACGCUGGCGCAUGCUCGAACCCUGGAAGGCCUACCU